GAGGACCAGGCACAGGUGGUGGGUGCCAUUUCUUCUACCUAAUGAAAGACCAAGAAGAAACUUGUCAUGCUCACACCCAGGAUGGCACCAGGCAAACCUUAGAGGCCCCGGUGAGCUGCUGCUAGGCAUGCAGCAGUGUGUGCUGUUCAGGACAGCCAAGGAGGGGAGUUGUUUUCCUGGGGCUAUUCCUGUCACCCAGUCACCAUCACACUGAGCUCCUUCCCAGCGGGACUGGUGGGCUCAGCUUGCUGAAAUCUUUCUGCGCGUGGCUCAUUAAUUAGGUCAUAUUCCAGCACUGUAGUCAGUUGCUGCUGGUGUUCAGGGUUUUGACCGUAAGUACAGCUACAGCUUUGGUUCGCUACAGGGAAACCACGAGGGAUUGAAUGGUUCUGGGAGGGGGAGUGCAGGCUUCCGUCUGAGCGCUGAGGGUCUGGACCAUCUUUAGGAACCCGUGCCACCGGCCCCCUCCUUGCUCUGCCCUCCUGAGUUCCGGUCGUAGGCGCACACUGGCUCCUAGCUCGGCGGGGCACCUUCCCGGACAGCCCUGCCAGCUGGGCCUCAGACUCUGCGGCCACCUGGGAUCCACCGGCAAGGACUCAGAGUUUUCCAGUAAAAUGAUCUUGUCUGUGUGUAUAUUUCUUAAUCCCCUCCCCCUUUCCUUGUUUUAUUUUUUAAUUAGUAGUAGUCUUACUCUGGAAUCUGUAAUAAACAAAUUUCUGUUACCACAGAGAAAUUUGGCUAAUUUUUUUUUCUUCCUGAUUUCCUUAGAAAUCCUAAGUAAUGCACUGAAGAGAGGAGAGAUCAUUGCAAAGCAGGGAGGAGGUGGAGGCGGAGGCAGUGUCCCUGGGAUGGAGAGGAUGGGCCCCGGCAUUGACCGCAUUGGGGGUGCCGGCAUGGAGCGCAUGGGCGCGGGCCUGGGCCAUGGCAUGGAUCGUGUGGGCUCUGAGAUUGAGCGCAUGGGCCUGGUCAUGGACCGCAUGGGCUCAGUCGAGCGCAUGGGCUCUGGCAUUGAGCGCAUGGGCCCCCUGGGCCUCGACCACAUGGCCUCCAGCAUCGAGCGCAUGGGCCAGACCAUGGAGCGCAUCGGCUCCGGCGUGGAGCGCAUGGGCGCCGGCAUGGGCUUUGGCCUGGAGCGCAUGGCCGCACCCAUCGACCGUGUGGGCCAGACCAUUGAGCGCAUGGGCUCUGGUGUGGAGCGUAUGGGCCCUGCCAUUGAGCGCAUGGGCCUGAGCAUGGAGCGCAUGGUCCCCGCAGGCAUGGGGGCUGGCCUGGAGCGCAUGGGCCCCGUGAUGGAUCGCAUGGCCACCGGCCUGGAGCGCAUGGGCGCCAACAACCUGGAGCGCAUGGGUCUGGAGCGCAUGGGCGCCAACAGUCUCGAGCGCAUGGGCCUGGAGCGCAUGGGCGCCAACAGCCUGGAGCGCAUGGGUCCUGCCAUGGGCCCGGCCCUGGGUGCUGGCAUUGAGCGCAUGGGCCUGGCCAUGGGUGGCGGUGGUGGUGCCGGCUUUGAUCGCGCCAUCGAGAUGGAGCGCGGCAACUUUGGAGGAAGCUUCGCGGGUUCCUUUGGUGGAGCUGGAGGCCAUGCUCCUGGGGUGGCCAGGAAGGCCUGCCAGAUAUUUGUGAGAAAUCUCCCAUUUGAUUUUACAUGGAAGAUGCUAAAAGACAAAUUCAACGAAUGUGUUGUGGUCUCUUCUCCCCCUGUGCCCAGGCCACGUGCUGUACGCCGACAUCAAGAUGGAGAAUGGGAAAUCCAAGGGCUGCGGUGUGGUUAAGUUUGAGUCACCCGAGGUGGCCGAGAGGGCCUGCCGGAUGAUGAAUGGGAUGAAGCUGAGUGGCCGAGAGAUUGAUGUCCGAAUCGAUAGAAACGCUUAAACAGUUGCCUUUUUUAAACAUCGAUACCAGAUCUCUGAAUUUGUAUUUUUUCUUGUUAACCAUUUUAAUUUGUUGGCUGGAUGUAUAAAGAUGUUUAAAAAAUUCAGUUGCUUUUUGGGGUAAUUUGAAUUACUUUUUUAAUGACUGGGGUUCCAUUUGACUGUUUGCAUUGAGAUUGAUUGCAACGUGCGCAGUUUUUUUUGUAGUUGUGACAUCUUGUUGACAUCAAAUAUGACUUUGAUAAUAAAUACAAUUCCUGAAAGCUG
This is a messenger RNA of Manis javanica (Malayan pangolin), 2135 nucleotides long. NCBI's taxonomy places the organism in Eukaryota, Metazoa, Chordata, Mammalia, Pholidota, Manidae. The record is from RefSeq and is a predicted model, not a curated record.